AGGGCAGGCGGCGGAGGGGUCCCGCCCCCGCGUCGGCAGCGACCGGUCGGGGAUCAUGGCCCGGAGGGGGCCUUCGCGGCCCGGUAAGAUACUGUCUUCUGGAAGGCUAACAGGAGCAGCUAAAGCAACAAAUGGACGAAAACAGUUUAGUUUAAGAAAAGGAUGUAAUUCUGAUGUGGAGUCUGCAUACUCUCUCUAUUCCACUGAAUCUGACGAUCAGGUUGAUACUAUUCACAAUGGGCUUGACCGUUGUGCAACUUUACUGAAGAAUAUCUUACACAACGAGACUGCAGGAAAGGAGACUAUCCACAAAAAACCUGAGAAAACUUCUGUUAAAACUACUUCCAAGCCUUUGCUAACCAAAGCAACUACUUGUAAGAAGAGAGGACUGGAAAAAGUCUUUACUCCUGCCCACAUUCGAAAAGAAAUUAUAGUGCCAACGUCAAAUAGAAAACUUGCCUCAUCCACUGCACCACCUGCUCAGAAGGAACUGCCCUGUGCAGCACAGAGCCAGAUGGUUCAGCUAAUUCAUGUGCCUUGCAGCCAACGCUCUCCUGUGAUGCGUCAGAAACUGUGUGAGCAUGUGCAAACUCAGAUGUCUCUCAUAACUGGCCAAACAUCACAGAACAGUAAUGAAAAGCCUGCUUUAACUCCUUUUUCCACCUCAAAUCAGGGAUGUCAAACUGUAACAGCUUUUAAUUAUCGAUUACCUACCUCCACAUCAGCUCUACCCCUGCAACAUUCAGUGAAGCCCUUAUCUACUCAGUCAGAUGUUCCUGUAGAGAGUGGCAAUGAAUGUGUGCCAGAGAUGGGAGGACCCAUGGUUUGCCCAGUGGUUUCUGCUGCUCUUACUGCACAAAUACAGUCUGCCACUGCUCUUGCUAAUAUACUCCCUUGUGUAGCAUCAAGUGCCCCGAGUAAUUCUACAGUGCCAACAUUCACCUUGUCAUCUGGCAGAGAGAUGACUUCAAACAAUGAGCAACAGAUAAAAGAAGCAGAUUUGAUAAGAUGCAUACAAGCUCAUCUAGCCAUGUUACAGUCACAUGAAGUGAUGAAUGGCAGGACUGAACAGAAAUGCCAUUGUUGUCCAGCAAAACAUGCUUCAUGUAAAAAGGAGGAGGAUACUUCCGGAGAACAUGAGAAUGUAGUCAAUGAAGAAAAUGAGUCAAGUGUAGUUGACAUAGCUCCAGUGAGAGAUGCAAGCUGUAAGACAAAUUUUGUGAAGAAAGUCCUAAAAUCCAGAAAAGAAAGUCCAGAAGAAACAGCUCAAAAAAUUAAGACUGUAAAAUAUCUUCUGGGAGAGCUUAGAGCACUGAUAACAGAUCAAGAUGAUUUGGAAAUGUUAAGGUUGAUGGGUGAAAUAGAAGACUGCAUAUCACUGCUGCCAGCUGUAGCAGAAAGUACCAAUACACAAACUGAAAUAGCAUUAGCUUUACAGCCUCUGAGAAGUGAAAAUGCCCAGCUGCAGAGGAGACUGAGAAUAUUAAAUGAACAACUCGAGCGAGAAAGAAGUGAGAAGACAUCUGGACAGAGCUGCAGCUACGAAUUGGUUUCUUUGCAGUCCUUGAAUAUGAUGCUCCAAAGUCAAUUACAAGAAUCACUGAAAGGCCUUGAGUCACUGCAGGCUAAAAAUGAAGAACUACUUAAAAUAAUAGAGAGUCAGCAAGAAGAAAAUAAACGUCUUGCAAAACAUAUUCAAGAUAAAGAGGAAGAAUUGCUUGAAAACAAACAGCAUUAUGAUAUUCAGUCCACCAAGCUCAAAAUUGAAGUGGAAGAGGCUUUAGCAAAUGUGAAGAGCCUUCAGUUUAAGCUGGAAGCUUCAGAGAAGGAAAAUAAGAUUUUGGGCAUAACGUUACGUCAGCGUGAUGCAGAAGUUAACAGACUGCGUGAAUUAACCAGAACCUUGCAGGGCAGUAUGGCCAAGCUUCUCUUCGACCUCACAGUAGACAACGUUAGACCCAAACCUGAAAAAGGUCUCUCGAAGUCUCUUCUGGAAGACCAUGAAAAGCAGAUGCAACCUGAUCCAUUUCCUGGAAGUACUUCAGUAAUGACUUACUUAAAGAAAUUAGAAAUGGAUCAUAUUUUGACAGAUGCAGAACUUCAGUGUGCAAAUAAAAGUGGAGAAUUAGAAAUGCGAAAUCUAGCCUAUGAAAACUUUUUGACUGAAGGAAGUAAAAUAAGCAAUACAUUCUCUAAGGAAGGAAUAUCAGCUCCCAGAAUACUGAUACCCUCAGUGAAGCAAGAUGCAGAAACAGUUAGUGAUUCUGGGACUCUACUAGAUGACCGAAACAAAUUGGAUGAGACUGUUUAUAUUCCAUUGUCUAGCAGUGCCUCUAAAAGCCAGCAGCCCAUCUCAGAAAGAACUGGUUUGCUACCUCAAAGUAGACAGGCUUGUAAGAUGUUGGACUACCACUGUGAGCUUUCAAACUCUGUGCAGCAGAAUGGAUGUGAUAUCUUAAAGGAUCCGACUAAUCUGAGUAAAGUAAGUGCUGGGUACAGUAUGAAAAAGACUAUGGAAAUCACACUUGAAGUUCCAGUGGAUAAAGUGGACCUGGAAGGAGACAAAGUCCACAUGAGGCCAGAAGGAACUCCAAGUGGAGCUGCAGAAGACUUCACUGAUAAAUCAGACCAACCUCAGCCUGGUACAUACCCUCGCAUAUCACUGCUACCUCAGAAAAAAGGCAGUGAAAUAGCUAGGUUUAGUUCCCUUUCAUUUGAUGAUGUGUCAGGGAAGUCUGAGUGGAGUGCAUCUUCUUUCUCAACAUUUACUUCUCGAGAUGAAGAGGACUUUAAGAACAGCUUAGCAGCCUUGGAUGCCAACAUAGCUAGAUUACAAAGAACUCUGCAAAACAGCAUUAUGAAGUAGUGACUAUGAGGAACCAAAAUGGGGUGCACUCGUUUGGAUUAGCUAGGAGGCUUUUUUAAGUACAUUAGUAGGUAUGGUAUAAACAGGAGUAUUUUUAUUUUUUGGUAUUAAAUGACUUGUUGCUAACUGUUUAAAUUAUGAAUGAGUUUUCUUCCUCUUUGAGCUGUGGUGCUGCUGGAUUCGAUAUGUACAAUUUUAAAUAACUGAUAUAAAUGCUUUCUUUUAAAUUAGGACUUAGGAUUUUGCUCUUACUUGCAGAUUCAUUCUUAAAACAACACUUGGUAACUGUUUUAAGACACCAGUGUGCUGUUGGCAGUACAGUUUUUCUGUUAAAUGCUAAAGUACAUAGGCAUGCUUUUUCUCUGUGCUUUUUCAUCAUUGAGAGAGAUGCAUUUGAAGCCAGUUACAGAUGUGAUAAAAAGAACAUUUUAUUUGAUUAUUAUUUGAGUGUUAUCAAAUUGGAUGCAGUUGUUUUGCUUAGUUAUGACCCUGUGUUUCAAGAAACCAUCUCCUUGUUCCUGCCUACCAUAAAGGUGUGCAGACAGUAGUGUCAACGUGAGAGAAACAAAUUAAUAGGAUUUCUUGUUCAGCUGCAUUGCUACUUCGUCCAAAUUGGCUUUAAUGAAGAACUGGGAAUUUAACUCAUGCAGAUGGAGCUGCAUUGGACAUUUUAAAAGAGUUCUGCCUUGACUAGGUCCAUCUCUUCAAGUUGUUUUCAGGGAUUUUUUUUUUUUAAAGGCAAUUUAGAUGCAGAAGGCUAAAUGAAACUUCCUUGUUUACUCAUUCAUUUUUAAUUCCUAAAGAGUAAUUGCAAGAUACCUGAUAAGGAGGGGUUUGAAUCUGGGUUAGGAGUGAGUUGUAACGAGGCCAAUAUAAAAAUUAUUCAAUCAUUCAAUUAAAUAUAUAAAGUAAAUUUCCCCAAACUUAUUUACAGUUAACACUCAAAACUCCUAUUGUGUGGUUGGUAAAACUAAUUUUUGCAGAAUGUAUCUAUACAGUCACAUUAGUUUAAAUAAUUUAGGAAAGGUUUUUAGAACAUGUUUAGAACUGGAGAGUUUUGCAGCUUAAAGGUUAAACAUAAACUUUCACAAAAUAUGAGUAAAGAGAGUUAGUUUACUCACUGGUUAAGAGUCUCAAUAUUUGCAAUCCAAAAGCAUAAACGGGGAAGAUCGAUUCGCAGCCACAUGGUGGCCUUCCACGUGGUGAUGGUGCCACAGGGCUUUGCUGCUUGUUUAGCUCAGAUGGAGCACGUUGUCAGAGAAGGCCUACAAACACAAAGCAAGCCCUCCAUGGCUCUCAGGAAAUCAGCAGAGUGGUCAGGUACCUGGGCAAAGCAGGAUCCAGGUUGGGGGGAGGUGUAUGGCAAUGAGUCGGCCCUCGGGUUGGAGCAGCCGACAGGUCCCCGCGUUGCAGCUCUUUGCUAGGCCAUUGCUAUAUUGUUGCCUAGACUCCGCCAGGGUCAAACAGACUCUGGUUUGGCUGAGCUCAGGCCGGCAGCUGUAUCUCCACGUGGGGCAAGCUGUUUCAGUCCUUCGGCUCAGUGUGGGAGACAGGCAGGGUCCGGGCUGCCGGUCCUAGGCGAGGCAAGUCCCCAGCUACACGCUAUGCAAAGUGUUGUGGUACACACGAGGCACGCAAGGCAAACAGGUAGCGAACAAAACAAAACAGCAAACACACAAGUUUGCUAGGUUUUGAGCAUUUUGACAAACGUCUUUGUUCAAUAGCAACCGAUAAAAACAUCCCUAGAACCAAUUCUGAGUUGCAUCUCCAAAAGGAGAGAUGCACAUACCUAGCAUCAGUGACCUGUGUUUGCCGAAAACAAAGGAAGCUGCAAAACAAGGCCAAAUAUGGGGGCUGUGAUAGACUGAGAGGCGCUGAGGCUUUUGUCUACUCUCCCAGACUUCUUCCAUACGGGAAGAAGAAUGGGGGGGCAAGGGGGCCAAGGUAGGUAUUCAGGCAGGAGUUUACGUCAUGUCAUGGAUAUGUAUUCUAGGUAUAAUUUGGACCUUCCACCACAGGGCAAGAGGCUCCACAGGUAGAGACCAGAGAAGAGCCAGCUGCAGAGCAGCUCUGCAGGAACAUUUAAAGUAACAUUUGCGAAGUCAGGAUCAUGCAGUGCGUAAAAAAAACCACAAAACUCUGGUGGAGAGUCCCAAGGGUCACAAAAUGGGCUUGGGCAUGUCCUGUCUUGUCCAGACAUGUUUACCUGCCUGUCUGCAUUGCAGCCAGAGGUGGGAAAACAGGACAAAAGAAACCCAGGCAACCUAGUUUGGUUUAGUCCAGUCGCAUAAGAGGGGUUUCAUAAGACCCACACUCCUGUCAUGUGCAAGGCGAAUGUGCCCCCCAUUUUUGGAGGAGAGCAGCCUGUGGGUUCUUCCUUUUUUGGGUAUAUUUGGGUGAUUGCCAAAGGUGAUUGGGUGAUAGUGUGGCCAAUGAGACCACUGGCCUUGGCCACUGUCCUAUAAAAGGGGAUAAACAGGUGAAUAAGGUGCUUGCAUGCUUGUUCGUUCCUCACUCACCCACCUCCUCAGCCAGCAGCCGAUUCCACAUCGCAGCCCACGUGGAAUUCACCACAGGACUUCUACUGAAUAUUUUCCUGCAUACAUUUUGGGCCACAGACAUUAAGACUGAGGACUACUGAGUAUUCUGAAUUCUUUAUUCAAGUUGCUAAAGGGAUUUGGUUAACCUCACAAGCGUUGAAUUAAGCUGCAAGAGUCUCUAUCAAAGACGUUUCUAAAACCUUUCAAAACUCCAUUGUAUAGAGACAUUCUGUAAAAUAGUUCUGCUAACUGCAUCCAAAAAUUUGUGUGGAUAGUUGUAAAUAAGUUUGGGGGGAAUUAUCUUUGUAUAUAUUAAUAAAUAAUUUAAUAACUUUUGAA
Molecule: messenger RNA, 5745 nt
Organism: Pogoniulus pusillus (Red-fronted tinkerbird)
Lineage: Eukaryota; Metazoa; Chordata; Aves; Piciformes; Lybiidae
Gene: CCDC14
Product: coiled-coil domain containing 14
Exons: 13
Coding region: 56-2866 (936 amino acids)
Biological process (GO): protein localization to centrosome
Cellular component (GO): centriolar satellite
Source: RefSeq, a predicted model, not a curated record